Molecule: messenger RNA, 1075 nt
Organism: Arvicola amphibius (Eurasian water vole)
Lineage: Eukaryota; Metazoa; Chordata; Mammalia; Rodentia; Cricetidae
Product: olfactory receptor 145-like
Exons: 2
Coding region: 143-1075 (310 amino acids)
Biological process (GO): sensory perception of smell; G protein-coupled receptor signaling pathway
Cellular component (GO): membrane
Molecular function (GO): olfactory receptor activity; G protein-coupled receptor activity; odorant binding
Source: RefSeq, a predicted model, not a curated record
AGGGCAUAGAAAAUGGACUGACUUUGAAGUCUGAAAGAUACCCACUCUGUUCAGGAUUCCUCUCUUGGGCACCACUUGCUCUGAUCCUGGAGGCAAAGGGUAGCCUUUUGCCGUUAUCUGGAAGGCCUUCCUCCUGAAAAGAAUGACUGCCAAGAAUUCCUCUGUGACAGAGUUCAUCCUUGCAGGCCUGACGGACCAGACAGGACUUCGCAUGCCCCUCUUCUUCCUGUUCCUGGCUUUCUACAUGGUCACCAUGGUGGGGAACCUGGGCUUGAUCUCCCUGAUAGGGCUGAACCCUCACUUGCACACCCCCAUGUACUUCUUUCUCUUCAAUCUUUCCUUAAUAGAUUCCUGUUACUCCUCCACCAUCAUCCCCAAAAUGCUGGUGAGUUUUAUCUCAAAGAAGAACACCAUCUCACACUCGGGGUGUAUGUCACAGCUGUUUUUCUUCUGCUUCUUUGUUGUCUCUGAGUCCUUCAUUCUGUCAGCCAUGGCAUAUGACCGUUAUGUUGCCAUCUGUAACCCCCUGAUGUAUACAGUCACCAUGUCUCCCCAGGUGUGUUUACUGCUUUUACUGGGUGUGUAUGUGAUGGGCUUUUCUGGAGGCAUGGCCCAUACAGGAAACAUAUUGAAUCUGACCUUCUGUGCUGACAACCUUGUCAAUCACUUCAUGUGUGAUAUCCUUCCCCUUCUGGAGCUGUCCUGCAACAGCACCUUCACAAAUGAGCUGGUAGUCUUCAUUGUGGUGGCCUUUGAUAUUGGUGUGCCCAUUGUCAGCAUCUUUAUUUCUUAUGCCCUCAUCCUCUCUAGCAUCCUUCGCAUGCAUUCCACAGAGGGCAGGUCCAAGGCCUUCGGCACUUGCAGCUCCCAUAUGAUUGUGGUUUGCCUUUUCUUCGGUUCUGGGGCUUUUGCGUACCUCAAGCCACCUUCCAUUUUGCCCCUUGACCAAGGAAAAUUGUCUUCCGUGUUCUAUACCAUUGUAGUACCAAUGUUGAACCCUCUGAUCUAUAGCUUGAGAAAUAAGGAUGUCCAAGUUGCUCUGAGGAAAACCCUUGUCGGCAGAGUGUUCUCUUAA